AAUGAUGUAACCUACGACAUGCAUCAUCGUUCACUGAGUUGUUCUAAACAGGCUCUGGUUCUAUAGCUAGCGUCCGUUCUAAAACAACGACGGUGGGUAAACAAACUUGUAAAACUUUUAUUUUUGAAUUUUCAUUUUCAAAUACUCUGGAUGGAUAUCCAUUCAAUCCGCAACCUCUGACCUAGCUUGAUUGUUUUGGCGCGUCCUUGAAUUUGGAUUCAUGAACAUCUUACCGGACAACGUUACCGUUCGAUUGCCGUUAGUUCGAUCUAAAUAUUUGCGUCGGGCACAUCUAUGAAGGAACUUGCUAACUAAGUGCAUUCUUUUUCUCGGCGAUUUCAGCUCUUCUGUGCAAAGUAGCGUAGAAAUACCGCGAUGGACACCGGCAGCGACAACAACGUGGUCCGUGUCCUUAACAACACUCCCCUGGUCAUUCUAACCUUCCUUCAGCAACAAGGCUUCGACAACGAAGAAUGUCAGAGAGAGCUUGAUUCUCUGUCUCGUGAUCUGAAGAUCACCCCGGACAUAAACUGUAACUCACCGGGGAACGGCUCCCACGAUGACGGGGAGCUCCAGACGGAUGGUCAUUUCAGCAGCAGCAUUAGAGGCUUGGUCGAUGAUAUCCAACCACAAGCUUAUCUGAAUAGACAUGGUGAUGAGGUUCAGGGAGUGAGAAACGUGGCCGCGGAUCUGAUCCUGAUAGCUCACCAGCUCGAGCAGAGAGUGGUUGCCAAGGCCACGGAGAACCUCACUAAGAAGCUGCAGACCUCCUCAGUAUGGUUCUGGAAGAACCACAUGGCUGUGGAGGUGGACUGGGUCCUAAGCCAGGGUCUGUACUCUCUGCUGGACCACCUGCCCAAGGAGAGGGUGAUCAUGGCCCUGGCCCUCACGCUGGUCAAGGGUGUUUGUGAGAAGGCUCCUGGCCUGCUGCGAGGCCUGUUCUCAACCGCUCUGGAAUACUUUGGGUCCAGGUGAUUUCCGAAAAAAAGAACCGGAACUUGGAGCACAAGCGAUUCUCAAACCCCCUAGAAUUGUUCUGAUUCUAGAAUUCUAGUAUCGCAACAUGAUUCUAGAACCUUCGCAAGGACCGUUGGAAUGUGUCGGAUAAACUUGAAUUCUGUCUGUUACCUGACGUUAAGUCCCAUUUAAAGGGCUUUCUGGUGAAUGUAGGCACUGCUUAAAAAUGUAAAACAAAUGUUGAAGCCAUGAAUGACUUUGGUAGACCAGAUGAUAGCAUUAUUUGACUAUGAAGUUGUCUUUAUUUUUUUACAAAGUUAUUUUUUCUUAUACUAACAUUAUUUGUUUAACUAUUUUCAUAAUUUUUUCUUAGUGCCAUUAAUGUUCUGUACGGUGUAAAAAUAAAUCUGAAAAUUACAGAGAAAA
Molecule: messenger RNA, 1383 nt
Organism: Hypomesus transpacificus
Lineage: Eukaryota; Metazoa; Chordata; Actinopteri; Osmeriformes; Osmeridae
Gene: bida
Product: BH3 interacting domain death agonist
Exons: 3
Coding region: 376-975 (199 amino acids)
Biological process (GO): positive regulation of extrinsic apoptotic signaling pathway; positive regulation of release of cytochrome c from mitochondria; apoptotic mitochondrial changes
Cellular component (GO): cytoplasm; mitochondrion; cytosol
Source: RefSeq, a predicted model, not a curated record